AUGAAGCAACUUAUAUCGAUUUUCAUCGCUAUUUGUACGUUCUGUAAUGUACUGUGUGCCCUGAAUCCUCUUGAGGAAGAAGUUGGCAACGGCAGAUACGUUAUCGAAGGCAAGGUGUUUCCUCCAGAGGAGCAAGAUUUAGGACCAUGGCAAGUAGAUACACGCAUUCAUAUCAAUGGUGGAGAGUACAUAGGUUUCAUACGAGAAGACGGCACCUUCGUUAUACAUAAUGUUCCUUCAGGGUCAUAUGUGGUAGAAAUAUUACAUCCUGACUAUAUGUAUGAGCCUAUCAGAGUUGAGAUCAACUCCAAAGGUAAGUAUAGAGCCCGGAAAGUGAAUUACAUACAGACAUCACAAGUUAUUCAGGUGCCGUACCCACUAAGAUUGAAGGCCCUAUCCAAGUAUAGGUAUUUCCAAAUGAGGGAGCAAUGGCGGCUGACAGACUUUUUGUUUAACCCUAUGGUGAUUAUGAUGGUCCUGCCACUUCUGUUUAUAAUGAUUCUACCCAAGAUGAUGAAUGACCCAGAGACUAAAGAGGACUUUAAGCAAAUUAGCAAUUUGGCUAAGAUGUCAGAAAUGCCAGAAAUGUCCGAGAUGUUUACUACACUGUUUAAUAGAGGAGCUGCAGCAAAGCCAUCCACAUCUAAAACCAAACAGAUCAAAAAGAGGCAGUAA
Molecule: messenger RNA, 675 nt
Organism: Arctia plantaginis
Lineage: Eukaryota; Metazoa; Arthropoda; Insecta; Lepidoptera; Erebidae
Source: the annotation of a GenBank genome assembly